Molecule: messenger RNA, 628 nt
Organism: Leptonychotes weddellii (Weddell seal)
Lineage: Eukaryota; Metazoa; Chordata; Mammalia; Carnivora; Phocidae
Gene: COMMD6
Product: COMM domain containing 6
Molecular function (GO): NF-kappaB binding
Source: RefSeq, a predicted model, not a curated record
GGGGGCGGGAGGAGGAAGCGGAAGUGUUGGCGGCCGGGGGACAGUCCACCUGAUCAAUCGGGGGUCCGAGCCCUAGACACUUGCGAUGGAGGGCUGCAGCGAGCCGCGACUGGAUGCUAAGUCCGAGGUCACCAACCAGCUUGUAGAUUUUCAGUGGAAGCUGGGUAUGGCCGUGAGCUCGGACAGUUGCAGGUCUCUUAAGGAUCCUUAUGUUGCCGUGCUGCUGAAAGUGGCAGAUCAUUCAGGCCAAGUAAAGAACAAGUCCUUUGAAAUGACAAUUCCACAGUUUCAGAAUUUCUACAGACAGUUCAAGGAAAUUGCAGCAGUUAUUGAAACUGUGUGAAAACUGAUUACUUGGUUGAUAAAUUACUACCAUCAUUCUAAAAUCAUGGACUUCACUUUCUGUAACAAAACUGUAUAAGGAUCAAAUGAUAUUUAUUGAAUGAAAAUUGUUUUUUUGUUUUUCCAUUUUUUAAUAAUAAAAAAAUCAGACAAACAAGAAUUAGAUAGUGGUGAUCAAUGCAAAACUUUGUGAAUGUACUAAAAGCUGCUGAACUGAACACUCUAAAGGGUGAACUCUGUGUUAUGUAAAUUAUAUCAAUAAAAAAUUAAAUGAAUGAUUGAUAUU